CUCCAAAUUAAUUAAAGCAGCUGUUGCAAUAUUUUGGAGCGAGCUGCAUGCACGUUCCUUUCUGAAAAAAUCCUUUUUUUUUUUUUAUUUUAUAACUUACUCCCGGUAUUCAAAGAUUUAAUUAUUCUUCAUCAAGAUGGAUGCUGCUGCCGCCGCUGCCAGGACGUCCAAUUAUGAGUGCUUGCUUUUUGAUAUGGAUGACACCCUCUAUCCUAUGAGCUCAGGUCUCAACUUGGCUUGUCGCAAGAACAUACAAGAAUUCAUGUUGCACCAGUUGCAUAUGGAAGAAAGUGCAGUCCCAAGCCUAUGCUUGGAUCUUUACAGGGAGCACGGCACUACAAUGGCCGGUCUAAAGGCGCUUGGGUAUGAAUUCGACGACGAUGAGUUCCACGCUUAUGUUCAUGGGAAAUUACCGUAUGAGCAGGCAUUGAAGCCCGACCCCUUCUUGAGAACUCUUCUUCUUUCCAUGCCCCACCGUAAAAUCAUAUUAACGAAUGCCGACAAAGCACACGCUGCGGAAGUUGUGAAGAGGUUGGGGUUGGAGGAUUGUUUUGAAGCAGUCAUAUGCUUUGAAACUCUUAAUCCUCCUCUCAUCCAGGAUGUUUUAGAAUGUAAUAAUAAUAAAGAUAAGGAUGACAAUGAUGACCACUACAUCUAUGAUGAUGAAGAUAAGAAUAAUGAUUUUACUAACCCCAAUAAGGCGCAUAUUGUGUGCAAACCUUCUUUGGAAGCCUUUGAAGCUGCUAUUCGGAUUGCAAACAUCGACCCCAACAAAACAAUUUUCUUUGACGACAGUGCUCGGAACAUCGCCAGUGCCAAAGCUGCUGGACUGCAUACAGUUAUUGUGGGGAGCCCGGUGGUGGUGCCUGGUGCCGACCACGCCUUGAGUAGCAUCCACAACAUCAAAGAAACAAUGCCUCAAUUGUGGGAGGGUGAGCUGGGAAAGCAGCAGGAGCAACUUAUCCAAUCCACUUCACUUGAUCAAACUAUAGUCCUCGCCUCUCAGUCUCAUAUUAACGGAGGGAUUUCUGUACCGUGUUUAAAAUGACUCAAAUAAAAAGUCCUUGGGGCCUUGCUCCCAUGCUCAAUACAAGGUGGGGUGGAAAUUUACUCCGAGGUAGUCAAUCCAUGGGAAGCUCUCCGCAAUUGACAAUUCUGCAUGGCAUACGAGGAACAUCCAUCCUGCUUGUCUCUUGGGAUUCAAGCUCCUGCACAACAUCCAUUCCUUCAAUGACAUGUCCAAACACAACAUGCCGUUUGUCCAACCAGGGAGUCUACAGAAGGGAAAAAGAAAGCAUUGGCAUGGAUUGCCAUUAAAUAAAGAGAACAACAAGAUGUGUUGGUAUUCAACUGUGGUACAUUAAAUUUGAUGCAUGUUCUAUUGUUCAUGAGCCACAAGCUAGAUAUAUCAGAUGAAAGUACUCCUCUAAUGUCCAAAA
Molecule: messenger RNA, 1439 nt
Organism: Malania oleifera
Lineage: Eukaryota; Viridiplantae; Streptophyta; Magnoliopsida; Santalales; Ximeniaceae
Exons: 9
Coding region: 137-1048 (303 amino acids)
Source: RefSeq, a predicted model, not a curated record